Messenger RNA from Motacilla alba alba, 4474 nucleotides. It is a transcript of the gene PAPOLG, whose product is annotated as poly(A) polymerase gamma. The record is from RefSeq and is a predicted model, not a curated record. NCBI's taxonomy places the organism in Eukaryota, Metazoa, Chordata, Aves, Passeriformes, Motacillidae. Gene Ontology annotation, cellular component: nucleus. Gene Ontology annotation, molecular function: RNA binding; poly(A) RNA polymerase activity. Bases 35 to 2161 code for a protein of 708 amino acids. The transcript has 23 exons.
GCGCGGGCGGCGGCGCGGGCUGUGCGCGCGCGCCAUGAAGGAGACGCGCGGUACUUCCAGGCAGCAGAACCAGCCUCAAGGGCACUAUGGACUUACCUCUCCAAUUAGCUUGGCUCCUCCUAGUGACAAAGACCACAUCCAUACCCAGAAGCUGAUUGAAGCCAUGAAGCCAUUUGGGGUGUUUGAGGAUCAGGAAGAACUCUAUCACAGGACAACUGUUCUUGGAAAACUGAAUAACUUUGUCAGAGAAUGGAUUUCAGAGCUUGCUGAAAGCAAGAAUCUUCCCCCUUCAAUAACAGAGCAAGUUGGUGGCAAAAUAUUUACAUUUGGCUCCUACAGACUUGGAGUACACACCAAAGGUUCGGACAUAGAUGCCCUUUGUGUUGCUCCCAGUCACGUGGAAAGAUCAGAUUUUUUUCAGUCAUUCUUUGAAAAGCUGAAGAAUCAAGAGGAAGUGAAAAACCUGAGAGCCAUUGAGGAUGCAUAUGUACCCGUUAUCAAAUUUGAGUUUGAUGGCAUUGAGAUUGAUCUCGUGUUCGCCAAGCUCUCUUUGCCAACGGUUUCUGACGAUCUCGAUCUCAGGGAUGACUCGUGCCUCAAAAGCCUGGAUAUCAGAUGCAUACGGAGCCUGAAUGGCAGCAGGGUUACAGAUGAGAUACUGCGCCUGGUGCCCAACCUGGAGAACUUCCGGCUCACGCUCCGUGCGGUGAAACUGUGGGCAAAACGACGUGGUGUUUACUCCAACAUCAUGGGAUUUCUUGGUGGAGUCUCCUGGGCCAUGCUGGUAGCAAGAAUAUGUCAACUCUACCCAAAUGCUUUGGCCUCUACUCUCGUUAACAAGUUCUUCUUGAUUUUUUCAAAAUGGGAUUGGCCAAAGCCAGUAUUGCUGAAACGACUUGAAGAGAGCUUUCUUAAUUUACCAGUCUGGGACCCUAGGGUGAACCCAUCAGACAGGUACCACGUGAUGCCCAUCAUCACCCCGGCCUAUCCACAGCAGAACUCCACCUACAACGUGUCUGUGUCAACACGAGCAGUCAUGGUGGAGGAGUUCCAACGUGGUCUUGAAGUUACAGAUGAGAUUCUCAAAGGAAAAUCAGACUGGUCAAAGCUCUUUGAACCCCUGAACUUCUUUCAGAAGUACAAGCAUUACAUUGUGCUGACUGCCAGUGCCUUCACAGAAGAGCAUCACCUAAACUGGAUUGGCCUCGUCGAGUCUAAAAUCCGUGUGCUGGUUGGAAACUUGGAAAGGAAUGAAUUUAUAACUAUUGCACACGUGCAGCCACAGUCUUUCCCUGGCAAUGAAGUUCUCUAUAAACAGAGUGGAUAUGUAUCAAUGUGGUUUCUUGGGCUUGUGUUUAAGAAAGCAGAAAGUGCAGUAAAGACUAACGUUGAUCUAACACAUGGGAUACAGUCAUUCACAGAUACAGUUUACAGGCAGGCCAGUGCCCUCAACAUCCUAAAGGAAGGUAUGAAGAUUGAGGCAACUUAUGUGAAGAGAAAGCAACUCCAUUAUUUUUUGCCAGCAGGAACCUUACAGAAAAGAAAGAAGCAAAGGGUGUCAGAUAUUAGUCAAAAUAAUAGUGGACUUCAGUGCAAAAGGUCUUCUUUAGGUGAAAGCUGUUCGGAUGGUUCCAAAGACAGAGAUUCCAGAACACCCUCUAAUUCCUCUUCGUUAAAUAAGAUAUCUAAGUUGGACAUCUCUACAGCAGACACAGAAAGAAAUGUUGAAUGUCAGAGUUGUAGUGGUGCCAACAGUGUAGCUGAGCCAUCCACGUCUAAGGGACUUUGCAUUCCUGUGACUGACCCAAAAAUGGAGGCUACAGUUGCACUAAGAACAUCGGGACCUCCCACUGGUUGCACCAUUCCAGGAUAUAACACGCUAAACGUGUGGGACUCCGAUUUCACAGAAAGUGGAUACCCUCAAGAUGGGAGGAAGAGAGCUGCAAAAAAUGGUGUCCUUGAUGGAAAAUCCAUGCAGAUUCCAGUGAUCACAUCAAGAUCACAGAGGCUUUCCAGUAAAGAACUGCCAGAUUCUUCAUCUCCUGUUCCAACAAAUAGCAUUCGUAUUAUUAAAAGAUCCAUCAAACUUACCCUUAAUGGGGUUUUAAGAAGAAUGUUCAGGGUUUUGAGAAGAACAUUCAGGAAGAAUUUAGGUUACUAGUUUCUCAGACUUGAUCCAUUGGUGAAUUACACGUCUUAUCUUAAUGUGUCUUGACAUAUAAGCAUGUCAAGUGUGAUGUUAAGUGACGUCAGUGUUCUGGAGUUUCCCUGGAUGCUGCAGAAGUUCGAUGCUGCCCCGGGACUCUGCAGAUUAGAAUUCAGCUGUUUGUAAAUAAAGUUGAAACUUACUCAACUGCGGUGUUCUGCUCUGUUAAAGUGAUUGGAAGGGAAGUUACUCCUGCGUAAGGACUCGGUGAGGGAAGCGCUUUGGUAUCAGACUUCCUCCAAACGUUGUUCUUUUCUCUCUGCUUUCUUAGCUGGUUGCUGGGUGUCUGGCUUGAGCAUGGGUCCCUCAUCUCAAUCUCUUCCAAGAGGAGCAGCUCUGCAUUGAAAUUGUGUCUGGUCAGUAACUUUGAGCAAGAAGUUCCCUUGCAGGAGUUAACAUCUGUGGUUUUACUCAUUAGGUACAAGCAAAGAAGCAGUUGUUGUGAAGUCACCUACACUUUGGCUGUAACAAUUGAUUUUCCUGUAGAAAGUGAGAGAAAGUACUUACUUUUUGCCUUAAGGAGGAAAAAGCAGAGGAAAAAAGGUAUCUUGAGGUUUGUUAAACUUGGUUGUGGGAGAGAGGGGGCUUAUUGUCUUAUGUAACACUGAGUGACAUAAGCUGUUGAGCCUAAAAAGACCAGCAAAAACUCCUGGCUGUAUUUUGGCAAUUACCUCAUCACACUUCUUAUAAAGAGUGUGAUCCUGUGCAUUAUUCUAGUAAAUGAAGAGCCGUGGUCGGAGGGUGCAGGCAAAGGGCUCGUACGCAGCCCAGCCCAGCCUGCUGCUCCCUCUCUCUGGCCCCGUGCUGCGGGGGCUGCGUGUCCUUUCCCGGGCUCGCAGGGGAGCUGUGCCCGUCCCACGCCCGGGCCGGCUUCCUGCGCCGGGGGCGGGCUGCGAGCCUGCGUGUGCUGUGACAGUGCCGCGUGUGGCCCCCGCGGAGCGUCACUGCUGCCGCCGCGGCCACCCGCCUGCGGGGACAGCCUGAGCCCCUCUGUGCCUGCCUCGCCCUGAGCCCUGCGGGACUAAGCAGAGUCAGUGCCCCGGGCUGGAGUCCAGCCUGGAGCGGUGCUGGGCGCUCCUUGCUGCCUGCAUCGUGUUGGCCAGUGCGGACUGUCCCAUGGGUGAGGGUUUCUCCAUCCAUCAUCUGCCCUUGCGCGUGGCCCAAGGGCUCAGGGCUCCAGGCUGGUGGACCUUGGGUGUUAUUAUGGGAGGGUCUUGACAAAGCAGUAGCCUGGGGACUGAUUUUUGGUCUUAUUCUGGAAAAUACAGCCUGUUAAACUCUCAGCUGUCUGACCUUCAAGAAAUUGAUAUGGACUGCUCAUCCUUGGGCAGUUCCUCUUUCCUGGGAAGACACUGAAUCCUCAUGCUGUCUUCUCCCAACCUUGUUUCUUAUUCAUACCUCAUCUUUUUUUCAUUUCUUGUGAUCUCAGACUCUUGCCUGUUUUCCUUUUCCCUCUGAUGAUUCUGAUUUCCCUCUUGCACCUGAGUCUCUCUUUCUGAAUUUGAACUGGGUAAUACAUUAUUUGGUAGUGAUGAGUGAAACUCCCAUGAGUCCUGAAAACUAGAGGAGAAAUAACCUGCCCUGUUUCGGUUUCAGCCUGGCAAUCAGCUGCCUCCUGUGGGUACCAUCCACCUCACUCUCUGCAUGUCUUUGCAGUGGAGAGAAAGCUGAAAAUUUUGGCUGCUGAAAGCAAGUCUGGCAAACAUAUGCAAGGUCAAUCUUUUCCAAGGAAGAGCAAAAAAUCCCAGUCGUGACACCAGCACGGCCUCCUUGCUGAAUUUCAUGUCCCUGUUUCUGAAAUGCAAAGGAGUUUCUUAAAAGUUUAAGAAUUCUUUGAAUAUAGUUAAAGCAUAUGUUCCCCAUGGUCAUUCGUAGAAAAAUGACUGAGUCAUAUUUGUUCUGUUUUUCCUAAAAAAUCAUCUCAAGGGGCAGUGUAUGUGAUCAUGUGAAGAAAAGGUAUUGGCAAACAGGGAGUGACUGAAAAUGUGGCCUUAAAAUAGGAAGUGUUGACUAGCCGUAACCAACAAUGCGUGUUGAUGAUAAUAGGAUAAAAAUAAGAGGUUGUAGCAAGAAGGUACUAAAGCUAGAACAGGCUAGAGUUUAUUUUAUCCCUGCAGUUUUAAUUCUGCUCUGUUUUUCCAGUGUGGUCACUUGGCCAGAACAGAAAGCUAUACCACCUACUCUGAGUGCAUGCACGCAAGGAAGAAAAGCUGAGGUUUUGUGAAUCACUUGAUGUGUAAUUCUUGGCUAAAUGCCUUCAGCACUGCU